Molecule: messenger RNA, 728 nt
Organism: Balearica regulorum gibbericeps (East African grey crowned-crane)
Lineage: Eukaryota; Metazoa; Chordata; Aves; Gruiformes; Gruidae
Source: RefSeq, a predicted model, not a curated record
UUUCUAUAGGAAACAUUUGUCGCUCUCCAAUAGCUGAAGCAGUUUUUAGAAAACUUGUAACUGAUGAAAAGGUUGAAAAUAAGUGGAGGAUAGACAGUGCAGCGACAUCUACCUAUGAAAUAGGAAGCCCUCCUGACUAUCGAGGACAGACUUGCAUGAAGAAGCAUGGCAUUACCAUGAAUCAUAUUGCCAGGCAGGUUACUAAAGAUGAUUUCCAGACCUUUGAUUAUAUACUUUGUAUGGAUGAGAGCAAUCUAAGAGAUCUGAAAAGGAAAAGCAACCAAGUUAAAGACUGCAAGGCCAAAAUUGAACUACUUGGAACUUAUGAUCCACAGAAACAACUUAUUAUUGAAGAUCCGUACUAUGGGAGUGAAAAGGACUUUGAAACUGUUUACGAGCAGUGUCUUAGAUGCUGUAAAGCAUUUUUGGAGAAGUCUCAUUAAUGCUUCAUCAUUUUAUUUCUAAAAGAAAAUAAUUAGCGUCCCCUGAAAUAUGUAAGGUUUACUUGAUUGAUGUAUUUAAAUUGUAAAAUUAUGCCUCAGUAGGUUCAAAACUUUUUCAGUUUAAUUUUAUAUUUCAGCUUUUGUGUCAUCUGAUUAACAAAUACAGGAAAGUUGUAACUGGAUUAGAUGAUCAACCAUUUUGUCAUACAUCGAUGUAAUAAUAAAGUAUAUGCCAUUCAGAAUAAAUGUAUCUGUAAACUCUUCCAGUGCUUUCUUGCAAGCACU